Molecule: messenger RNA, 3967 nt
Organism: Eucalyptus grandis
Lineage: Eukaryota; Viridiplantae; Streptophyta; Magnoliopsida; Myrtales; Myrtaceae
Product: pentatricopeptide repeat-containing protein At2g39620
Exons: 2
Coding region: 81-2678 (865 amino acids)
Biological process (GO): RNA modification
Molecular function (GO): protein binding; RNA binding
Source: RefSeq, a predicted model, not a curated record
GUCAUUCAAGACAGCACAGCAGUACAUACCGAACUUGCGUUCUUCCCAAAGUUCCCGGCAACUGAACUGGCACAUCUUACAUGCGCAAGAACAUCUACAUUCGUCUGCUGUCCUCAUGCAAGAAUCUGAGCUCUCUCCUCAAAGUACACGCGCGCAUGAUAAUAGCAGGCCUUGGUCAAGACGCCUCCACGACUACCCAUCUCAUAAACUCCUACUCUUCGCUUCAAAGAUGCGAUCUUGCCCGCUCCGUCCUCGAUUCCGCGCUGACUCCGACCGUUGUAUCCUGGAACUCCAUGAUAAGAGCUUAUUCGAGAUCGAACCGACACCAGGAGGCACUGAAGAUGUACCGUUCCAUGGUGAGCGUAGGCUUGGAACCAGACAGGUAUACUUUCACUUUUGUUUUGAAAGCUUGUGCCGGUGCACUGGAUAUGCAAGAGGGUGCUUCGAUCCAUCGUGAAGUUUGUCGCAGAGGGCUGGACAGGGAUGUGUUUAUAUGCACUGGUCUUAUUGAUAUGUAUUGUAAAACAGGGUAUUUGGAGAGUGCACGAGAAAUAUUUGAUCAUUUGCAUGUGAGAGACGUCGUUACGUGGAACUCGAUGAUUGCCGGCCUAUCGCACAGCUUGGAUCCUAUCGAGGCUUUGUCACUCUUUAAGAGAAUGCAGCUGACGAGAGUGGUUCCCCAGUCGGUCAGCCUGUUGAAUUUGUUUCCGGCUAUUUCAAGAUUGGCUGAUGUUGAUUCGUGCAGAUGUAUGCAUGCCUAUGGGAUUAGGAUGGAUUUUGGCUUGGAAUUUUCGAAUGCUCUGAUUGACACAUACGCAAAGUGUGGUGAUGUAGAGUCGGCUCGCUUAGUGUUUGACCUUAUUUUUACUCAAGAUGAUGUUUCGUGGAGUACCAUGAUGGCUGGAUAUGCUCAUAAUGGAUGUUUCUCUGAGGUAUUGGGUUUAUAUGACAAAAUGAAAGAGAGAGAUCUUCAGAUGAAUAAGGUUUCUGUCAUAAGUGCUCUAUUAGCUGCAGGAGAUAUAAAAGAUUUAGAGAAGGGGAAGGAGAUACAUAAUUUUGCCAAAAAAAAAGCUAUUGACAUGGAUGUUGUUGUUGCUACUCCAACUAUAACCAUGUAUGCAAAGUGUGGAGAGUUGGAGAAAGCUGAAAAAUUGCUUAAGGGGCUCCCGGGAAGGGAUCUAGUUGCUUGGUCUGCACUCAUUGCCGUUCUUGUCCAAUCUGGUUAUCCUGAAAAGGCAUUAUCUUUACUUCAAGAUAUGGAGAAUGAAAACAUUAAACCGAAUAAGGUAACUCUGAUGAGUAUCCUUCCAGCCUGCGCUGAACUAUCUUCUCUGAGAUUAGGCAAGAGCAUACACUGUUGUGCCAUCAAGGCGGAUGUUGAUUCUGACAUUCCAAUGGGAACAGCCCUAAUGUCCAUGUAUGCUAAAUGUGGACAUUUUCGUUAUGCACACAUUCUAUUUGACACCAUGCAAUCUAAAGAUGUUGUGACGUGGAAUGCUUUGAUAAAUGGGUAUUCUCAGAAUGGUGAAGCGGACCGAGCAAUUGAAAUGUACCAGAAACUGCAGUGUUCUGGUCUACACCCAGAUGCUGGAACUAUGGUGGGCUUGAUACCAGCUUGUGCCCUCUACAAUGAUCUCAAGCAAGGAACUUCUGUUCACGCUCUGAGUAUUAAGAGUGGGUUUGAUUCUGAUUGCCAUGUCAAUAGUGCACUCAUUGACAUGUAUUCCAAGUGUGGCAAUCUUCCCUCGGCAUUGUACUUGUUUAACCGACUGGAUUUCAUUAGAGAUGAGGUAUCUUGGAAUAUAAUGAUUGCCGCAUUCACACAGAAUGGAGAAGCCAAGAAAGCUUUAUCUGCAUUUCACCAGAUGAGAUUGGAGAAUCAUCAGCCAAAUUUAGUUACCUAUGUGAGCAUCCUUCCUGCAGCAGCAUACUUGGCAGCCCUGAGAGAAGGGAUGAGUUACCAUUCUUGUAUCAUUAAGAUGGGAUUUCUGUCACAUGUGAUGGUUGGCAAUAGUCUCAUUGAUAUGUAUGCUAAGUGUGGCAAGAUUGAUUUGUCUAAGAGAUGUUUCGAUGAGAUACAAAACAAGGACAUAGCCUCCUGGAAUUCUAUGCUGGCGGGAUACGCAGUACAUGGUGAAGGGGACCAUGCCAUUGCACUUUUCUUGCUGAUGCAAAAAAACCACAUAGAAGUUGAUUCUGUGUCCUAUGUGAAUGUUUUGUCUGCUUGCAGACAUGCAGGUUUGAUAGAAGAAGGAAAGAAGAUUUUCCAUACUAUGCAAGAAGAAAGCAGGAUUCAGCCAGAUGCCAAACAUUACGCAUGUAUGGUAGACUUGUUAGGCCGAGCUGGCUUAUUUGAUGAAACACUGAGCCUAAUUGAGAAAAUGCCAAUGGAACCUGAUGCUGGAGUAUGGGGAGCUUUACUGGGGGCCAGCAUGAUGCAUUCUAAUGUGAAGUUGGGUGAAGUUGCAUUGAAGCGUCUUGCUGAAAUUGAGCCUGGGAACCCGACACACUUCGUAGUUUUAUCAAACAUGUAUGCUCAAUCUGGUAGGUGGGCAGAUGCAGGAAAGAGAAGGUUAAACCUAAAAGACACCGGGAUGAAGAAAACACCUGGUUGUAGCUGGUUUGAAUUGAAAAACAGGAUUCACACAUCUCUGGUGGGUGACUCAAAUCACCCCUAAUACGAGAAAAUGCAAAUUUUGUGAAACAGUUUGCUCGAGAAGAUGGAAAAUGUGGCGCAUAUUCCCGACAGGAGCUGUGUCCUGCAGAAUGUGGUGGAAGAAAUAACAGUUCCUUCAGAGUCAUAGUGAAAGACCAGCCUUAACUUUUGCCCUUCAAAAUACAGAACCUGUAUCCACAAACUGGAGAGUUAAGAAUCUUCGUAUAUGUGUAGACUGCCGCCAUACAGCUAUCAUAUACAUUGCAAAAGUUACAAGCCGCAGAAUCAUUGUGCAAGAUGCCACCCUUUUGCAUCACUUGGGGGAGGGCAUCUUCUUGUGUGAGGACUACGGGUGACUUUGCUGCAACAUGCCAAUUUGACAAUCUGUAGCACAAUGCUUAAAGAGAAGAAUGAGUGGUGACAGUGGCCACACAUUAAUCCAGCAUUACAAGAAUUUUGGAUUGGAGAAGCGAGAACACCAAUCUGUCAGCUGCAUGGUCUUGUUUGGGGAGGAGGUGAACCUUAUAAUCUCUCCCCUUGUUCUUUUCUUCAAAGCCGACAAUAUGCUUCCUGCUAGGGGUGGAGAUCCCAUUGAGCCGCAGAAUUGUUAUAUUUUGAGGAUCAUAUGUAAUUUGCAUCGUGAAUGCAAAGGAGAGGUAUCAUGUUCAUUGCAUACUCCUUUCUUCAGUGCGUGUAUAUUUUCCUGUGCCAUGCUGGAGCAGUCUCACACAUGAUAUUAUAAUCCACUUUGAUGAAGCAACAGAAUGCGGCGGUUGGACAAUGAAAAAAGGAUGACAAGGAAGGAGCAACACUGAAGAUGGAGAUGAAAGUAAGGCUGCUAAUUGGCUAUUGCUAGGAAAAUGCCAAGUAAAGACAAGAUAGAGGUGGCAAAGAUGGCGGCAAAGCGACAAGGAAGAAGCUGCAACAAAGAAGCCAGAGGAAGAGCACUGACAACAACGAACAGUGGUUCGCAGGGCUGCGGCUGAGUAAGAUUGAGAGGGGAGGGGGCAUCUGGGUUUUCCAAUACUCUCAUGUUCAUGAGUUACUCUGAGUCGAAGUGUUAAUAAAUUCAAGCUUGCUCGUGGCUGCUGGAAUAGCUCGAACUCGAGGGAGAAAAAUUGCUAAGCUCGUAAUUCGCUUAUGCCCUUGGCUUUGACUAGUGAAAACGUAGGCCGCAGGAUACUCUUGUCCGUGUAUCUUUUAGCCAGUGUGCAAAGCAAAUCUUGUUGUCAAAUCAGUGACAGCCAUUACUUGUAUCAUGAACCGAUAAGAGAAGGUUGCGUAUGAACAGGCUAUGGAGGAAUUGCUCAC